Colletotrichum spaethianum is the source of this 2730-nucleotide messenger RNA. RefSeq names its product calpain-9. Gene Ontology annotation, biological process: proteolysis. Gene Ontology annotation, molecular function: calcium-dependent cysteine-type endopeptidase activity. The record is from RefSeq and is a predicted model, not a curated record. NCBI's taxonomy places the organism in Eukaryota, Fungi, Ascomycota, Sordariomycetes, Glomerellales, Glomerellaceae. The transcript is spliced from 3 exons. Bases 1 to 2730 code for a protein of 909 amino acids. Gene Ontology annotation, cellular component: cytoplasm.
AUGCACGGUUACAGCUCCUCAGAAGAGUCCGACGACCCUCGUCGCCCUCGCCCGGUCCCGGCAUCGAACAACAACAACGACCAGAAGAAGAAGAAAAAGAAGAAGGCACCUCCUCAGCCGUCCAUCAACCAUAUCUGGAAGAAGUUCCAGAACAAAAAGUUCAACAAGGCGCUAGCCGUGCUUCCUUUCGACCCCGUUCUGCCACCAGCGAGCUCCGACAAACCUAAUGAGCUGUUGACCGCCGGAUACGAUCGAGCUGUUGAAGAAUGCCGCCGCAAAGUCAAGAAGAUUAUCCAGGAAUGCCGGAGAGUCAACAUGCGAUACCGAGACCCUGGCUGGGAUUUAGAUUGGGAUCUGAAGUGGGAAAAGGGCCAUUGCCUCAACACCCUUGGCCACACAAAGUGGCAGCUCUCUAGAUCGACCCUUUCCAACCCGAGCGCCUCGGUGCCCAAGGCGGUCAAGCGUGUUCACGAGAUCUUUGAGAAGCCCACUUUCAUGAAGAAUGUUAACGGCGGUGAUGUCAAACAGGGAAGCCUGGGAGACUGCUGGCUGAUGGCCACUUUGACUGCUCUCGCUAAUGUCGAGGGUGGCAUCGAGCGUAUUUGUGUCGAGUACGACACACGCAUUGGCAUUUACGGCUUCGUUUUCUACCGUGAUGGUGAAUGGAUUUACUCCAUCAUUGAUGAUAAGCUCUAUCUCAAAUCCCCUUGUUGGGAUUCGCCUAGCAUGCAGAGAGAUCUGCUCCAGCAGAUCGAUCGCGAGGAUGUAGAGCGAGUUUACCGCAAGACGUAUCAGACCGGCUCCAAGGCACUCUUCUUUGCCCAGUGCAAGGAUCAGAACGAGACGUGGGUCCCAUUGCUCGAGAAGGCCUACGCUAAAGCUCACGGCGAUUAUGCCUCUCUUGCUGGUGGCUGGAUCGGCGAGGGGUUGGAAGACCUCUCGGGCGGUGUCACCACGGAGCUGCUCACCUCUGACAUCCUUGACACCGAUGGCUUCUGGGAGAAUGAGCUCGCCAAGGUUAAUGAGGAGUUCCUCUUUGGCUGUUCCACCGGCCUUCUAGACGGAGGCUACGGCGAAAGAGAUGGCAUCUCGGAGGGCCACGCAUACGUUAUCAUGGAAGCCAGGACACUCAAGUCGGGAGAGCGCCUUAUUAAGCUCCGAAACCCCUGGGGAAAGAUUCGCAAAGGCGUGUGGGAGGGCGCCUGGUCCGACGGGUCCAAGGAAUGGACCAUGGAAGUCCAGGAGGAGCUCGGCCACCACUUCGGCAACGACUCCGUUUUCUGGAUCAACUACGAUGAUUUCCUCCGCAAGUAUCAGCACAUCGACCGAACCAGGCUGUUUCGAGACCACGCCUGGCGAUGCGCCCAGCGCUGGAUCGGCGUUGAAGUGCCCUGGAAGUCGCAGUUCAAUGAAAAGUUCCAGAUUAAGCUGUCCAAGGACGGGCCACUUUGUCUGGUUCUUUCUCAGCUUGACACCAGAUACUUCAAGGGGCUCCAAGGUCAAUAUGUUUACCGCAUCCACUUCCGCAUUCAUGAGCGUGGCCGCCCUGGUGCCGAGGACUACAUCGUUCGCUCCCACGGAAACUACCUCAUGGAUCGAUCCGUCUCCAUUGAACUGCCCGACAUGCCCGCUGGAGAGUACAGCAUCUUCAUGAGCGUAACCGGCGAGAGGGACACCAGCUUGCCCUCUGUUGAAGACGUCGUCAAGCGUGAAUGCCGAAAGCGAGUUGAAAAUGACAAGCUGGUCCAAGUCGGCUCUGCAUACGACCUAGCUCACAGCAAGGGCACUGCGCACCUCGAAGAGGUUGCUCGCUUACGCAAAGUCAAGGACCAGCAGCGAGCGUCAGAGUCGCGUCAAAAGGAGCGUCGCAAGCUCUGGGAGAGGCGUCAUCUGAACCGCGAGAUCACCAAGAAGCAAACCAAGAAGAACAACGAGAAGCGGGAUCGCCGAAAGGCCAAGGCAGAGGAAGAGGCCAAGAAGAAGGCCGAAGAGCAAGCCAAGAUAGCCGCAGAAGCCACGAAGAAGGAGGAAGAGGAGAUCAAGAAGAUGGAGGCAGAGAAACCCAAGGAUCAAGCCGUCCAGACCGAUGCUGCCUACGACUCGGAUGGGGAUUCGUCAGACUCGCCAAUCGAAGACUGGGAGGAGCUGUACAGCGACGACGACAUGGUCAGAAAGCCACGCCUUGCUCCUGCAGGACCGCCCAAGACCCGCGAGGAACGUUACGAGUCCGAAGAGGAGGGGCUGCCCGAUCCUUGGAACGCCAUCUGCAUUGUCGGUGUUCGCGUCUACUCCAUGGAUGAGGACCUCGAGGUCCGUGUUGUCAUGGAAGGUGGCGAGCUCCUCGAGGGUGGUAUGGGCAAGAAGGGCGAGGCUGACCUUGACAAUGCCCAGGUCAACGCUGGCGGAGAGCGUGAGAAAGUAGAGGCCGACACCAUGGUUGAAGACACCAAGGCCGAGUUUUCAAAGGUGCAAGACAAGGCUACGCCUGAUGCCGUCGCCGAAGCUCAGAAGGACGUGAAGGACUGCGAUAAGAGGGAAAUUGAAGAUGCGACAAAGGAGGUUAACGAAGACUCCAAGUCGGAAGGGAGCGUCGAUUCAGAAAGAAGCUCCAACACAGACAAGACCGUCGACUCCUCCGAGUACGAUAAGAUGGACUCGGGAGCCUCCACACCGGAGGUGAUUGCCACACCCGAGCCGACACCAUUAGAAUCAAACAGAGAGCUCUGCUAG